UUAUCAGUUGUGUACUUCGAGACGAGUUUAAUCAUUAAUGAUUUUACAACGAUCGGAAGAUAUCAAAAUGUCAACAAAAAUGGUCUAAAAGUGGGUGGUACAUACUCUAAAACAAAAGGAUAGCGUGUUUUUUUUUUUGCGUAUAAUUUUGAGAUAUUUCUGGAUUUUAUAAAAAAAGAAUAACUGCAUAAGGACAUAGUCAUCACUUAUUGCAACAUGGCUGACAAAUCAUCUGAAGAUCUGAAGAAAGUGAUUAAGGAAGCGUUUUUCAUGUUUGACGUGAGUAACAAAGGAAAGAUAGAGACGUCACAACUUGGCACGGCGGUGCGAUCACUAGGCCAGAAUCCUUCUGAAGACGACAUCAAAAAGAUGAUCAAAGAGGCAGACAAAAAAGGGAGUGGUUUUAUUGAAGAAAAAGACUUUAUCUCCACAGUUGCAAAAUUCUGGAAACCUGUCAAUUCGGAAGAUGACGUAAUUGAUGCAUUCAGAGUAUUUGAUCGAGAAGGCACGGGUUAUUUAGAUGCAAAGCAACUAAAGCACGUGUUACUCAAUCUUGGAGAGAAACUGGACGAGAAAGAGGUCGAUGAAUUAUUAAAAGAGGCCGACCUAGAUGCUGAUGGACAACUUAAUUAUACAUCGUUAACACAACUUCUGUUGGAGAGUGCCCUAAAGAGAUGAUAGCUGUCGUUUAUGGCAUGCGUGCAUUUUCAAGAAGAUUCCAUCACACGAAGGACUUGAAUUCAAGUUACAUUUUGGACGUUCGAACGUGUUUAUAUAUACACCAUACAGAUAUAAUAUAUACACCAACACCUACUUUUACUACAAGUGUCUAGAUAAUUAUAGCAAAAUAUGUUCGUUAGUAUACUUAUAGCUGUAAAAACUAGUAUACUGAACUAUUUUUCUCUAUCAGAUAGUUCCUUGUUUGAAAGAUUGUGCAAAUAAAGUUCAAAAUAAAAGUA
Mercenaria mercenaria is the source of this 959-nucleotide messenger RNA. RefSeq names its product neo-calmodulin-like. The transcript is spliced from 7 exons. The record is from RefSeq and is a predicted model, not a curated record. The coding region runs from base 217 to 678 and encodes 153 amino acids. NCBI's taxonomy places the organism in Eukaryota, Metazoa, Mollusca, Bivalvia, Venerida, Veneridae. Gene Ontology annotation, cellular component: myosin II complex. Gene Ontology annotation, molecular function: calcium ion binding.